GACAUCAGAACGACGAAACGAUUCGGAAAAGCCGAGAGCGUUCCUGCGCAUGCGUAUCGCCCCUGCGCUUGUCUCGCGUAUACGUUCAGCUCGGCUCUCGGGUCGCUCGCGUACUCAAGUUGGCGUCUCAGUCAGUCACACGACGACACUUGUCGCGGAAGGGCAUUUUAUUUCUCCCAUUUGGAAAUCAAGAAUACAUCGCUGCCCUCUUUUGCUUAUUAUUUUUGGUUAUUAUUUUUCUUUGAAAGUUUCUGUUUAUUAAACUAUAUGUGAUAAACAAUUAUUUAGUGAACAGUGAUAAUAAACAAAACCAGUUUUUAGUUUUCUCGUGUUAAUCGUUAACAAGUUAUUUUGCAUGGUAAUUAACCGUCAGAGACCCGGUUUAGUAUAGCUAGUGAAGCUUAUUAGAAAUGAAUGACUUGGUAGGAUAUACGAAAGUGUUGGGGAAGGAGUUGUGGUGUGGAUGAGGUAUGCUGGUGCGGGGUUGCGCGGGAGGUGAACUCCGGCACUCGCUGGCAGAGAGGACCAAGGCCCUGGCGGCCAGGUACCACGCACUAUGCUCGCCUGCGCGCGAGGAGUCUCGCAGCGUCGACCGUAGUCGCACUAGGCAUCGCAAGUCGCAGACGCGAUGGUAUGUCAAGCAGCCGACAUGGCGGUUGUGGGGCGAGGAACGUGUGGACGGUGCGAUUUACACAGUCUAUUUGAAGAAGGUGCGCUAUCAUCGGCCUACGAGGAGUGCUUCAAGUGAGUCGGACGACGAGAUCUCGCACUUGGAGUGGGAGACGGUGCGCGUGCGCUUCGUGAAGGCAGGCACCGUGGAGCGGCUGGUUGAGGCUCUGGCCACCGACGACGGAGAGCUAGAGUCCACCUACGUCAACGUUUUCCUUGCCACAUACCGUUCAUUCGCGGAAUGCAGCCGCGUGCUGGAUCUGCUGGUGCGGCGAUAUGAGGCGCUCGCAGCGGAGGACACACUGCCCACUCGUACCCCCGUCACACCCGGCGCAGACCACUCCCACCAACAUCGAAAGACUCUGGUGGCAUGUCUCCACGUAUGGUUGGACACCUACCCGGAGGACUUUCGACAACCUCCACACCACCCCGCACUGCAGCAGCUACUCGCCUUCACUCAGCUUCACUUGCCUGGCUCGGAGCUACAUUUGAAGGUAUUACAGAAGCUAGCUGUGUUCAGUGCAGAGCGCAAUGGCGGAGCGCACACGGGGGGCGGGGUGUGCCUGGCGCCGGGCAUGCGGCUGUCCGCGCACCACACCAGCACCUACCGCCUGCCGCAUGUGCCCCACCGACACUUCGCCGAACAACUCACACGAAUGGACAUGGAGCUGUUCAAAAAGCUGGUGCCGCAUCAGUGUCUCGGUGCCAUAUGGUCUAGGAGGGACAAGGAUCGAUCGCACGACGCCGCCACCGUUUUAGCCACCGUUAAUCAAUUUAAUGCAGUAUCUUUUAGAGUUAUAUCGACCAUUCUAGUGGAGCCGAACCUGAGGCCGGCCGACCGUGCGGAGAUACUGGCCGCUUGGUUUGACAUCGCGCGAGAAUUAAGAGUGCUUAAAAACUUUUCAUCGUUGAAAGCGAUCAUAUCCGGAUUACAGAGCAACGCGGUGUACAGAUUAAGAAAAACGUGGGCGUUGCUCCCGAAAGAAAAAUCGGAGCUGUUUGAGGAAUUGGCGCGAAUUUUUAGCGAAGACAACAACCGUUGGGCUCAGAGGGAACUUCUGAUGCGCGAGGGUACAGCGAAGUUUGCGGACACGGUCGGUGAAAACGAUCGCCAACUGCAGAAGCUGCUGCACGAGCGCGGUUCACCCGGCGUCAGUCACGGCACCAUACCUUACUUAGGAACAUUUCUAACCGACCUUACGAUGAUCGAUACCGCCAUUCCCGACACCGUGGCGGACGGCUUGAUAAAUUUCGACAAACGCCGGAAAGAAUUCGAGGUGCUGGCGCAAAUAAAACUGUUACAAGGCGCCGCAAACGCUUAUCAUUUACCAUCGGAUGCGAUGUUCGACAGGUGGUUCGAUUCCGUCAUAAUUCUUGACGAUCGUGAGGCGUACCAGCUCUCUUGUCAAAUAGAACCGCCCACGAAUCCUCCCAAAGAGAGGAGACCGAGAAAGAUCGCCGACAAUAACAAUCAGUGUCAUAGGAAAAAUGAUUCCAUCGCCAGCACGAGUUCUAGUAACAGUUCGCAAUUUUACUGCGAAACGGACGGCGCCGCCAACGCCUGGAAGCGAGACAGCUUGGAGAGGCGGACGUCGCCCACCAGACUGUCGCAUGGCUCCUCCUCCUCAUCUCUGCCCUCUUUAGAUGUAUCAUUAUCGAGCGCGAACAGUGGGCAGAAGCCGCCGAACGGCAAAGCUCCUGCCAUGAGUCCGGCGUAUGCGAAUUCACGUAACGGUCCCGAUUUCUACAUAAUACGUGUGACUUAUGAAUCUGAUUGUGUGGAGACGGAGGGCGUGGUGCUUUACAAGUCGAUAAUGUUGAGCAACAACGAGCGCACGCCGCAGGUCAUCCGCAACGCCAUGCUCAAGUUGAACCUCGAUGGUGACCCCGACAUCUACACGCUCGCACAAGUCCUGCCAGAUCGAGAAAUGGUGCUACCUGCAAAUGCGAAUGUAUACUACGCAGUUAACACCGCAUAUAACCUCAACUUUAUACUGCGUCCACGAAAAUCACAACAAGCAGAACCUGUGGCCAACGGGAAACCAAAAAAUAAACGAACUUAAAUAAAAAAUAUCUGAAAAAAAAUCCAAAAACCAUGAACAUUGGACAAGAAUACUUUAUAAUCUAAUUUAAAUACUAGUCUUUUUCACCCGAAACGUGAAUAUGAUCAGAUCGCAUUCUUAGAUGUUUGUUUUUAAUUAUACAAAAAGGCAACAUAUAAUCUAAACUCAUAGCUGGUCUAUUCUUGGUGCAAAGAAUUAACUAUAAAUUUUGAAAUAGUGAUCUUUGAAAGUUACGGAAUAUUCGAAAUAAUAAAG
Messenger RNA from Papilio machaon (common yellow swallowtail), 2987 nucleotides. It is a transcript of the gene Rgl, whose product is annotated as ral guanine nucleotide dissociation stimulator. The coding region runs from base 471 to 2732 and encodes 753 amino acids. The transcript is spliced from 8 exons. Lineage: Eukaryota; Metazoa; Arthropoda; Insecta; Lepidoptera; Papilionidae. Gene Ontology annotation, molecular function: guanyl-nucleotide exchange factor activity. The record is from RefSeq and is a predicted model, not a curated record. Gene Ontology annotation, cellular component: plasma membrane. Gene Ontology annotation, biological process: Ras protein signal transduction; positive regulation of GTPase activity.